Acytostelium subglobosum LB1 is the source of this 1857-nucleotide messenger RNA. RefSeq lists its product as hypothetical. Lineage: Eukaryota; Evosea; Eumycetozoa; Acytosteliales; Acytosteliaceae. The coding region runs from base 1 to 1857 and encodes 618 amino acids. The record is from RefSeq and is a predicted model, not a curated record. The transcript is spliced from 2 exons.
AUGAAUAAUAAUCAACUACAAGAACACUCACGACAACUCACUGGACAUGCUCACGUGAUUGGCCGCAUCAUAGGAUAUGUAUGGAGUGAUCCAACGCAAUCGAUACGAUCAAAGCUCGAGUUGGCGUUGGUCUGUCGACAGUUCUUCUCGAUCAUCUCGAGUCGAUACACCAACUCGAUCAAUCUGCACUUCGACUUUAAGGAGAUAAACAACCCAUUCAAUGAGCCUGUCAACACCACCAGUGCCACUGACAUCGUGUCGCACAUCAACUCACCCUACUGCCUGCUAAAGACAGUUCGGCGCGUGACUAUCCACGAAGCCUACGACGAGGAGUACGUCAACAAGACCAACUUGGACGUGCUCUCAACGCACAGUAAUCUCAUCUUUGGCCACGUCGAGGAGUUGGUCUUCGAGAAGAGCACACCGACGCACAUCGUCAGAGAACACUUUGACAACGAUCACAACACUGCUCUGACAUCGAUACGCUGCAACAUCCUCAACUGGCCAGCAGACGAUGUCCUAAGAUUUCUUGGCGCAAUGCCUCGACCACUCAGCAGGCUACAGUCACUGACUCUGUGUCUAGCAAAGACAGAGAGUGACGCCAGUCCGAUUGCGCAUCAACUUCUUCCCCAGCUCAAUCAUCUCAUUGUCAGGGGUGCAUCGUGGCCCAGUCUUGCGUGCGAUGGUGCUCUGCUCAAGGGCCUGGAGACGCUCGUGCUUGGAAGCAAUAGGCAAUACUACGAGGAGGUCUGCUAUCGCAUGGCGAGUCCAGCCACGUUCUUUGAGGCGCUCAAGCAGAACACUCGACUCCGUGUGUUGGAGCUGUGGCUAAGCAACAGCACUCAAGACAACGACUACAAGCCCGCAUUCAUCGACUAUCUCAUCAGCAAUGGAGCCUCACUUCAGUCGUUGACCGUUGGAUUCAUACGUGAUCGAGCACAGGUAGAGGUGAUCGCCUCCAAGCUGCCCCAACUGCAACACCUCCAGCUCGAGACGAACGAGUCAGACAUUGUGUUUGCACCAGCCACACUCAGGUCGCUGAUACUCUCAUCUCGCAGCGAUCGCAACAUCUACUAUAGCGUGCGUUCCAUUCGCGAUCAUGUGCUGCAGGCACCGCUGGCCUACCCCCUGACAUCACUACACCUCCGCUUCUACCAAUUCUACCACACGUCCUCCUAUGUAACCAUCCGGAUGCUCCCGACUCUGCUCAGCGGUGUGGCCUCGCUGCAACACCUGACCAUCGAUCUGUGCGGCGGCUUGGUAGAAGAGGAACUGGUACCGGCCAUUCCCUCGAUCGUCGAGAAGGUGCUCAAGGUGCUCGAGGAUGGCUUCCAGCUCGACACUGAAUGCUUAUCGUAUGAUGAGUUCAAAAAGGCGGUCAAGAUCAAUCAGCAGCACCAACAGGUACCUGCCACAGGUGGCUGCGUGCAAUCCUGUGCGAGCUAUCCCAUCAUUAUCUUUGAGUGGCAAAGGCCCGGCAAUAUUAUCCACUCAAUGCGGGACACAGUGACACCGGGAGCACUCAAGCACUUUAAGUUGAUCAAUCAGACCGCCUCCCUGUCGCAAGUGGAGCACUAUGGUACGGUGGUGUUCUGCUACCAACUACAAGUGACACGACCCAACACGGUGUGCUCGUGUAUCUCGCAGAAAGACUUGGACAUGGACGAUGCACUUGACAGAUUCAUGGCUGGUUUCAUCAGCAGUGACAGCUUUGAGUACACCUGCCAGUACGGCGACGACUUUCAACAAAUGGAGACCUAUGGCUUCGAGGGCGGCAUGUCCUACGAACGAGUCGAGAAUGUGCGCGCUCUCUACAAAUCAAGGGAUACCAACAAUAUAAGGUGGAAGACAUAUUAG